Spizellomyces punctatus DAOM BR117 is the source of this 1473-nucleotide messenger RNA. RefSeq lists its product as uncharacterized. Gene Ontology annotation, molecular function: phosphoprotein phosphatase activity. The coding region runs from base 1 to 1473 and encodes 490 amino acids. The transcript is spliced from 3 exons. Lineage: Eukaryota; Fungi; Chytridiomycota; Chytridiomycetes; Spizellomycetales; Spizellomycetaceae. The record is from RefSeq and is a predicted model, not a curated record.
AUGGCCAAAUCCCGCGAGCGCAAACGGCGAAAAAUGUCGGGUACAAAACGACGUACCAUCCUUCUCAUUCUUGAUAUCAACGGAACGCUGUUGGAGAGAGUCAAGAAAACGGCAGAGAAAAGAGCCGCAAGGGCGAACCCACUUUGCCCUGAAGCACCAAACUUUCGACUCAACAGAGCAAGAUGCUACUAUCGCCCGUAUUUGGACACAUUCAUCGAUCACAUUUUCCAACACUUUGAGGUCGCAGCUUGGACCUCGGCAAUGCCAAAAAAUGCGGAUCCUAUGUUCAGCCAUAUUUUUGGUGAUUAUGCGUCGAAGCUGGCAUUUGGAUGGAACAGAUCGCAUUGUAGCGAUAUUGGAGGUCGAGAUCGGGACUGGGAAGCAAAGAAAGAUCUUCGCAAAGUGUGGGCUGAUCGGACUGUCAAUCCACACGGACGAUGGACAGAGCGAAAUACCAUCUUAAUUGACGAUACAUCGUCAAAGGCAUCCUUCACUCCCGCAAACUGCUUGCACCUUCCAACGUUCACAGUGUGCGAUCCCAAUUUUGAUUGCAUAAACGAUACCUCGCUGCUAAGUUUGAUAAAAUACCUGGACGCGCUACGCCAGAGCGAUGUGACGGAUGUACGAGAAUACUUUAAAACGCAUCCCGCAUUCCAUGUCGCAGACACUGGAAAGGCAACGCACCCGCAUGAACAGUUUGCAAUACAGGAUACUGAAGAUGAAGAAUUGAUUUCGAGAUUUACCAAAGAUCGCCCGCGGCUUGCAGAUCAUAGUUUGUCUUCAAGUGACGAGGAGAGGCCACCGUGGGCGGCGCAGAAUGCACAUCAGUCAAGAAUGGAUAGAACAACACAUCCUCAGCCACCCUUUCAAAGAUUCGAGCCUCAGCAGAGUAGGGGUUAUCACUCACAGGCGUAUAUGCCGCAACAUUUUGGUUACCAUCGGCAUAGAUCAGACGACCUUUCAGUGCAUGAAGGACAAACACAUCGUCAAUCCUAUAGAGAUCGCGAAUCCUUUCAGAGAUUCGAGUCUCAGCAGACUUGGGGUUAUCACUCACAACCCUAUGUGCCCCAACAUUCUGGUUACCAUCAGCAUAGAUCAGACGACCUUCCAGUGCAUGAAGGACAACCACAUCGUCAAUCCUAUAGAGAUCGCGAACCUGGACACGAUUCAUAUGGAUUUUAUCAAGGUAGAACUGGCACAUCUUCGAGACACCCUGUCACGACAAGCGAUCAAAGAGACUUCCAACGAUACGAAAAUGGAAGGCACCAGGACGUUUUCCACCCAUCGACAGCGCCACCAAGUAACGGAAGUGAAGGUAAUUGGCGCCAGCGUGCGGAUAAUGAAGGCAGCCGCCCGGCAAAGUCCGGUAAGGGAAAAAAAGGAAAAACUCAACCGCCGCGUGCAAACAGUAAAGGACGCGCAUAUCGAGGUGGGAAAUUUAGCAAAGAAAAGAGAAAGAAGGGCGGAGGAUGA